UAUCGAUUACACACAAGUCGCAGAACGCAGAGUACUUUCGGACGUGUAUCUUUUUCAAUAGAGUAAAUUUUAAUUUCUAUUUCUUAGAGUCGAGUUCGUUGCGUCUUUUUUCUUAACAAAGACACCAUAAAUUCAAAUCAAGUAAAUCUUGUUUUAAACGGAACUUCACACUUUUCCAAAUUUGUUCAAAUCUUACAUUUUAUUUGUAGCUGUGAUCAACAUGCCUAGUAUCAAAUUGCAAUCGUCUGAUGAAGAAAUUUUCGAUACCAAUAUUGAAAUAGCGAAGUGCUCCGGCACUAUUCGCACCAUGUUAGAGGAUUGUGGCAUGGAGGAUGAUGAGAAUGCGAUCGUGCCGCUGCCGAAUGUGAAUUCAACAAUAUUGAGAAAGGUGUUGACUUGGGCCACCUAUCACAAGGAUGAUCCACAGCCCACCGAGGAUGAUGAGAGCAAAGAGAAGCGCACCGAUGACAUCACAUCCUGGGAUGCAGAUUUUCUCAAAGUGGACCAGGGCACACUAUUCGAACUGAUCUUAGCCGCCAACUAUUUGGAUAUCAAGGGGUUGCUGGAACUAACCUGCAAGACCGUGGCCAAUAUGAUUAAGGGCAAGACACCCGAGGACAUCCGAAAAACGUUUAACAUUAAGAAGGAUUUCACUCCGGCCGAGGAGGAGCAGGUGCGCAAGGAGAACGAAUGGUGCGAGGAGAAGUAAUUUUAGCUUGCCCAGCUUGUCGCGAAAUGGUAUAUGGCUUCGUUAUUAAUCUGAGAUCCCAUAACAAAAAUUUGCAAAUUCAAAAGGAUGAGAUACGUUAAAAUCUCAAGCAACUCAAAAAUUGCUUGAACCAUUGCGUAUUAAUAUAACUUUUUAUCUAGUUUAUGUAUAAGGUUGAAUACACCCAUGAAAUAUUUUUUCUUAAAAACCAAAUUUAAUUAUAUACGAACAUGAGCAGAAGAAAAUAGCAAUAAAAUGUAAACAGCGGUUAAACAUGCGUAAAUGAUCAGACAUAUACAUAAUUACUAUACACAUGUACACACAUAUAUGUAUACACACAGGAUAUUUAUAAUCCUACUGAAUCAUAAUAAGAUUGGCAUACCUUAAAACAGUCCUUUCUCGAUUAAGUAUUAUCGGUUCGAAGUUUAUCUUGACCAUAUAUAUCUCAACACAGUUUAUUGAAGUAUAUAAAAUAGAAGAAAGAACUAUAUUUCUUUUUUUUUAAACAUACAAACUUCAUUUCAAUCAUCCUUAAUUUUGUUUCUUAUUUACUAAUGUGUAUCAUUUAACAGAAAUCAAAUGAAUAAAACAUAAUCUAGAUUAGAA
Molecule: messenger RNA, 1315 nt
Organism: Drosophila mojavensis
Lineage: Eukaryota; Metazoa; Arthropoda; Insecta; Diptera; Drosophilidae
Product: S-phase kinase-associated protein 1
Exons: 2
Coding region: 221-709 (162 amino acids)
Biological process (GO): SCF-dependent proteasomal ubiquitin-dependent protein catabolic process
Cellular component (GO): cytoplasm; nucleus
Molecular function (GO): cullin family protein binding
Source: RefSeq, a predicted model, not a curated record